AUGAAGAAGGAGCUAGAAUACUACAGAGGAUUGGCUGCUGGAGGCCUUGGCGAAGUGAGAUGUAUACCACCUUUCAAGAAUAGCCUAGCGGAUGUUUCUGAGAAUGGACGGGUUAACGAGCUUGCGGAGAAGCUCCUCAUGGCAUGCGAAUCCCUAAAGAACAUCUUGUCAAUUAAUGGAAAACUUCGGAACGCCCUCGACACGCUGACAGAGACAAAGACAGACCUUGAGAAGCGUGAAGUUGAGCUAAAUGCGGAAAACCUGGCGUUACGUGAGCGAAUAGAGAUGCUUGAGUCGAUUGCACUCAAGGACGAUUUUGUAGAAAGUUCAUCUAGUCAGUUGAAUGGGCGAGAUGUAGCGAAGCACCACCAUCAACGCAGGGCACCAAGUGUAGAGUCGGAAUUCUCACUCUUCGCGCCAAGAGACGUGUUGCCAGAUCGCCCGUCCACCGCUCAGGCGUCGGCGCGUGGACGCAGUUCGGGGUUCCCACUGAAGCGCUGCGCGCUGAGUAGUGUAAGAGAGAGUAGCGAAAAUAAGAUGAGCGUGCGUAACACACAGUCUGUGCAAGCAGUUUGGGGGUCGGACGCUCCGCAACCCCGCAGGGAAAGUCAAUCUGCGGACGGGAGGCCCUUCAGUAGAAAGAUCUCUCUUACUGCGGCAGCGGCGGCGAAUAAGCAGCGCAAGGAACAGAAGCGUUCGACGCUCGCGAAGAAGUUGGAGGAGUACACGGAUCGUUACUGUAAGCCAAAUCACUUUGCAAAUUAUGCGGAGUACUAUGGCAAGGCGCGGCAAAAGGUCCCUGUGAACCGUGCAGCGGCGGCUUCCAUUAAGGGGAUGGAAGACACACUAAAACAGCUGCCGUACACCAUCGCGGAAACAGUGCCACAGUCGUUAAAACUUGCCUCGCAGUUCGGAGCACUUACCUUUGGCGGGGUGAGUGAAGAUGUGGUGGAUUUAGAGCAGCGGCGCCAGCAGCGCGAGGCGAAGCGGAACGCGCUCCUCGCUCAGCAACAAGCCCUUCGCCUCAACGUGACCCAGGCAUUUAUGAACGUGACAGAGCGACUGGAUGCUGCUCGCUCCUUCCCUGCGUUCUCUGCUGCUCCUGCAGUGGCGAACCCGUACAGUGACGCCUCUGCGGCCUGGUCGAAGGCCCCACAGUCACUUAAUUUGUCACCAAUGCCAGUUGGCAGCAGCACCAGCCGACUCCGUGCGUAUUUGGCCCGUGAGGAGGCGGUGUCGUUGCACAGCAACGCCCUUAACGCACUCCGUGAUGCCACGGGACAGCACAGAGACGGGUGCUGA
Molecule: messenger RNA, 1302 nt
Organism: Trypanosoma grayi
Lineage: Eukaryota; Euglenozoa; Kinetoplastea; Trypanosomatida; Trypanosomatidae
Product: putative kinesin-like protein
Exons: 1
Coding region: 1-1302 (433 amino acids)
Source: RefSeq, a predicted model, not a curated record